AUGUUCUUUUGUGGAGCUUCACGGUAUGGCUUCUCCAAAUUUCCUUUGUUCCCUGCAUCGUCUCCAUCUUUAUUCCCUCUUUCUACUUCAUAUGUCCGAACUCCCCGCUCCCGUUUCCAUUCCCAUUCGACAAAUACUGAGAUUAUUGAAGAGGCUGUCUCUUCUUUCCAUGGCCUGCUUCAUAGGCAUCCCCCACCGUCUAUAGUCCAAAUCACUAAAAUUUUAGGAUCUGUUGCAAGAAUGAAACAUUAUACUAUUGCUAUCUCCCUUUUCGCACUAGCAGAAUCUAAAGGAUUCACGCCAGAUUUGGUAACACUGAGCAUCUUGAUUAAUUGUUACUGCCAUGUGGGUCAAAUUGCUUUUGCUUUCUCUGCGUUAGGCAAGAUUCUUAAGAUAGGCUGUCAGCCAAAUACAGUUACUCUGACUACACUAAUGAAGGGACUCUGUAUCAAUAAUGAGGUCGGGAAGGCCUUGGAUUUUCAUGAUGAUCUGAUAGCAAAAGGGUUUCAGUUAAAUGUAGUUAGCUAUGGCACACUCAUCAAUGGGCUUUGUAAAAUUAAAAAAACAAGAGCUGCGGUUAAAUUGCUUGAAAAGAUGGCGAGAGGACCAGUUAAGCCAAAUUUGGUUAUGUAUAAUACUAUUAUUGAUGGCUUUUGCAGAGAAAGACUUAUAACAGAAGCAUGGGAUUUAUUUCAUCAAAUGAUUGAUCAUCGAAUAUGCCCUGAUAUUGUGACCUACAACUCUCUUAUUUGUGGUUUUUGUGUCAUGGGUAAAUGGUCAGAAGCUGCAAAAUUGUUUAAUCAAAUGAGACAUGAAGGCAUCAACCCUAAUAUUCAUACUUUUACUAUACUCGUGAUGCAUUUUGCAAAGAAGGAAGUGUUGCCGAAACUGAAGCUGCUGUUGGCUUGA
Neltuma alba is the source of this 909-nucleotide messenger RNA. Its product is annotated as pentatricopeptide repeat-containing protein At1g12300, mitochondrial-like. NCBI's taxonomy places the organism in Eukaryota, Viridiplantae, Streptophyta, Magnoliopsida, Fabales, Fabaceae. The record is from RefSeq and is a predicted model, not a curated record. The coding region runs from base 1 to 909 and encodes 302 amino acids. The transcript has a single exon. Gene Ontology annotation, molecular function: protein binding.